Drosophila mauritiana is the source of this 2248-nucleotide messenger RNA. RefSeq names its product fez family zinc finger protein erm. The transcript is spliced from 2 exons. Bases 437 to 2248 code for a protein of 603 amino acids. Gene Ontology annotation, cellular component: nucleus. The record is from RefSeq and is a predicted model, not a curated record. Lineage: Eukaryota; Metazoa; Arthropoda; Insecta; Diptera; Drosophilidae.
CUGUUGCGUUUUUGCCUUUCGCCUUAAUUUACUUUGGCGCAUAAAUGAAAUAUUUACAUUCCGAAAUUGACGUCUUGAAAGCGCGGUCGCAAACUCACCGUUCGUCGUCCUUUGGCGGGUGUGUGUCUAUGUGUGUGUGUGCAGGAUUUAAUGCCUAAGACAAACAGUUAUUUCACCUCGAGCCGAUUGGAAGAACACAAAAAGUUCCAAAAAUAAUAAACACGCUUUGAAGUGAACACCCGAAAAGAAACACAGGAACCUUAGGAAAUUCAAUUCAAUUUCCCCGAAGAAAUUUCAUCUCAAUAUUAACUUAAGCUCAAGACAUCAAAAAAGGAUAUUAAUUGCUGUGCGUAAACACUCGGAGCCUGGAUCCUGGCAAAUAAAGCGUGCGGAAAAGCCUUGGCCAAUUUUCCCCCACCCAUUGAGUCCGCGUGGCAUGCAACCGUGUAGUCCAGCGGGAGAAGUCGCAAUGAUGCCGCCGUCGAAGAGUCCCGUGAUGGAGAGCGCCGCCUCCGACCAGAAUCCUGCCCAGCAGAGCCAGCAGCAGGACGAGCAGAGCGCCAAGCGGGCGUGUCCCCUGAAGUUUUCAAUAGCCAAGAUCAUGGAGCCGGACCACAGGCCCAGCCAAGUGCCACCGCCGCAGCCCGCUCCGGCUUCCUUCGCCACCAACGAUGACGACGAGGAUGAGGAUCCGGAGAUCGAUGCCGACUCGGAGCGAUCCUGCAGCCCCAUCGAGGUGAUCAGCCUGGAUCAGUCGCCAUCCACCGUCAACUAUGACUCCGCUUUCAAGAAGUAUGUGCCGGGUCCGUGUUCGGGCGCCACUUCAUCGGUAGCCUCGCCGCCUAGCACCGCUGCUGUGCAGCAGUUUGUGAGCUCCCGCCACCAGGAGCUGCUCUCGCAGUAUCCCCUGCUGUACUAUGCACCCAAUCAACUGAUGUGCGCCGCCGCUGCCGCCCAAUAUGCGGCGUUGACCGCCCAACAGCAAUCGCUGGCCAGCGCCGCCCACCUGAGCAGCUUCACCGCCUCCCUGAACGCCAGCUUGCAUCACUCGCAGUCGCUUAGAAGGAACCUGGGCCAUCCUCUGGCCGCGGCAGCUGCCGUGGCGGCUGUGGCCCAAUCCCAGGCCGUGCCCAAUCUGCAACAUACCUUGGAAAAGUCGCCAGUGGCGCAGAGAACAGCCCAGAGUUCGGGCUUGCAGGCCAACUUGAAGAGGAAACGAUCGCCGCAGGAUCAGGGCGAGGUGACGCCGCCACCAGCGUCUACUGCCACUUCCGCCACUGGAGCCAGAUCCCGCUCCCCGUCGCCUCAAGGAUCCAUCGAGGACAGCAGUCCCGGAUCGGCCAGUGGCGGCAAGCCCAAGACCUUCUCCUGCCUGGAAUGUGGCAAGGUGUUCAACGCCCACUACAAUCUCACCCGCCACAUGCCCGUCCACACUGGAGCCAGGCCGUUUGUGUGCAAGGUCUGCGGCAAGGGAUUCCGCCAGGCCUCGACUCUCUGCCGGCACAAGAUCAUCCACACGUCGGAGAAGCCGCACAAGUGCCAGACCUGCGGCAAGGCCUUCAACCGCUCCUCCACCCUCAACACCCACUCGCGCAUCCACGCCGGCUACAAGCCCUUCGUGUGCGAGUACUGCGGCAAGGGUUUCCACCAGAAGGGCAACUACAAGAACCACAAGCUGACCCACAGCGGCGAAAAGGCCUACAAGUGCAACAUCUGCAACAAGGCCUUCCACCAGGUCUACAACCUCACCUUCCACAUGCACACGCACAACGACAAGAAGCCCUACACCUGCCGCGUCUGCGCCAAGGGAUUCUGCCGGAACUUCGAUCUGAAGAAGCACAUGCGGAAGCUGCACGAGAUCGGCGGCGAUCUGGAUGACCUGGAUAUGCCACCCACCUACGACAGGCGGCGCGAAUACACGCGCAGGGAGCCACUUGCCUCCGGUUAUGGCCAGGCAUCGGGUCAACUCACGCCGGACUCCAGUUCCGGCAGCAUGUCGCCGCCCAUCAAUGUGACCACACCGCCACUUUCCAGCGGCGAGACGAGCAAUCCCGCCUGGCCCAGGUCCUCCGUUUCGCAGUACCCGGCCGGUAGCUUCCACCACCAGCUCGGAGUGGCUCCACCUCACGAUUAUCCCAGUGGCUCCGCCUUCCUGCAACUCCAGCCGCAGCAGCCACAUCCGCAAAGCCAGCAGCACCACCAGCAGCAGCAGAGACUCUCGGAGACCUUCAUAGCCAAGGUGUUUUGA